CAUUAUAAUUCGUACACAAAUAGCAUCGAUUGUUAGCUUGCUAGCGGCGGAUGGUGGUGUCGAUAGUUCGGAAAAAAGCAUCUUUUUUCGCAGGAGUAAGAAGAGCAACGUGUGAGCCGCGGAUCAGUGGUCGGAGCAGAGAUCGUGGCAUCGUGGUCGUUUGAUCGUCGCUCCAAGUCAAUGUCGAGAUACACGGUCGCAGGUAGUCGCCCUCUACUUUGCUCGCACGUAAGGCUGGUCGUGCGUGUAUGGCCUGGUUCGUAGUAGUCGCGACGCUGCCGACGGCAGAUGAAAGUGCUCGCGGAAGUAGAGUCCGAGAAAAGGAUUACAGGAUUAAUCGACGAGGCUGGGCGUGACUCGCAAUGUGACAAAAUUGCGGCGACCUUGGUGGGACGAUGAGACGCGAGACGAGGGCGCGUUGAGGUCGAGGGUGGCGAGCAGCAAGGGACGGUGCAACCCUGGGACGAUGGGACGCUCGUCCGUAAAGGAGGAAUACGAGAAGGACCGCGCGCAGUAAGAGGGUGGCUGUCAACUGUCAUGGCGAGAUGGAAAUGGAUUCUCGCUAUCCUCGCAGGCUUUUGGAUCCUGACGGACGCGUAUCUGGCCGUGCUCUCCUCCGACACGCCAACGGGGAGCGUGGUGUUCGAGGCAGGGGUGCCUCAGCUGGGCGGUCGUCGCAAGUAUCAGGUGUCGACCGAGCGAACCGCUUGGUUCGCGAGGAAACUGCUCAAAGUUCACCCUCACACCGGCCGCGUCACCUUGGCUCGGUCGUUGAGCUGCGACGGACUUCAAUAUCCACGGAUUUUCACCUUCUACGUGGACUCGACGAGUUCCAGGCUGGGCAGACCGACGAUCGAUUACUACAGCCUGCCGCUGAGGAUCCUGAUAACCGGCUGCGGCGGUGAGAACCGGGAUCUUGCCGCCACCAGAGGAUGGAUGGCGGAGACUCUGGCUUCGUACGCUAUGCCCAGCACCGAAAGGUUCACGGAAGUCUGUCUUCGUACGUCGCAGCUGGUGGCGGCGUUACGCGAUUUCCUUCCGCAGACGGCACUAAAGGAAUGCGAGACCAGAUGGGGCGGUGUGGCCGAUCCGAGGUUCUUGAUCGAGGGCGCGGCAGGCGAUUUGGUCUCGGCGACGGAACAGUGUCUGGUGGAUCCUAUCUGGAAGAUUUCCGUGUCGAUGAACCUCAGAUGCGGGAUGGAGUCGCGAUUGACCGACGCCGAACACCGUCUGAAGAUCGUGUUUCACCAUCGGCAAUUGGACGACACGGAUCUGGGGAGACGCGUCAGAAGAGAGUUGAAGAAUCAGUCCCCGUACUUUGAACAACCGCUGUACGUCGGGGCGGUCGAGGAAGAGAAGGAUCCCGGGGUGUACGUGACUUCCGUGCGCGCGAGAGACCCCGAGGGUGGGACGGUCCGCUAUUCUAUGAGUUCUCUCCUGGACGCUCGGUCCCAGGAGUUGCUGGUUCUCGAUCCUGUUACCGGUAGGGUGACGACGCGCGCCAGGUUGGACAGGGAGAGCGUCGACGUGCAUUACUUCCGCGUGCUGGCCGUGGACGACUCGUUCCCCCCGCGAACGGGCACCACCACUCUUCAGGUGAACGUUUUGGACGCUAACGAUCACGCGCCCAGUUUCGAGUGGCCAGAGUACGACGCCUCCGUCAGAGAAGGUGUGCCCGUCGGCUCGACCGUGGUCACGGUGAAAGCUUCGGACAAGGACACCGGAAGGAACGCCGAAGUCGAGUACUCGAUCCUGGCCACGAGCACCGGAAACGGCGUCGCGAACGCCGAGGACGCUUUGACCUUUCGUAUCGACCCUAGGUCGGGAGUCGUCACCACCCGUACUCCGUUCGACAGAGAAAAGACCGAGAUCUACACGGUCUUGUUGAGCGUAUCCGAUCAGGCGACGCCUCCGUCGGCGCGGAAGAGCGCGAACGCCACCCUGAUGGUACGCGUUCUGGACGACAACGACAAUUAUCCUCAAUUCACCGAGCGCACCUAUUCCGUAUGGAUACCCGAGGACUUGGACUACACAGCGAAUCCCGUGGUGGCUCGAAUACGGGCCACCGAUGCCGACGCGGGAAACAACGCCGCGGUACGGUACGCGAUCAUCGGCGGAAACACUCAAAACACCUUUUCCAUAGACUCGAUGAGCGGGGACGUGGCCCUCGUCAAGUCUCUCGACUACGAAUCCACCAGGAGCUACAAGAUAGUGAUACGCGCACAAGACGGCGGCUCGCCCGCGAGAUCGAACACCACUCAGUUGUUGGUACACGUGAAGGAUGUCAACGACAACGCGCCGCGUUUCUAUACCAGCCACUUUCAAGAGUCCGUGUCGGAGAACGUACCCGUCGGAUACUCGAUGUUGAGGAUACAAGCGUACGACGCCGACGAGGGCGCCAACGCUCAAAUCAAGUACACCAUCGGGGCGCGAGACUUUUCCGGAGCUUCCACGGAAAAUUUCCCUAUAACGGUCAACACCGAGACCGGAUGGAUCUACACGACCAAGCAGCUCGAUCGCGAACAGUGCUCCAGGUACCAGUUCACCGUGAUAGCAGCAGAUUCAGGCGAGGCGCCAAAGUCUGCCAGCGCCACCGUGAUACUCACGGUUACCGACGUCAACGACAACGAUCCAUACUUUGAUCCGAAAAACUACGAAGCCGUGGUCUCGGAGGACGAUCCACCGGGUACUCCGGUCACGUCCGUAACAGCGACCGAUCCCGACGAGGACGCCAGAAUUCAUUACGAGAUCACAGCGGGUAACACCAGAGGCCGUUUUUCUAUCGCGUCUCAAAACGGACGGGGUCUGAUAACGGUGGCUCAGCCGCUCGAUUACAAACAGGAAAAGAGAUUCGUGCUGACCGUGACAGCCUCCGACAGCGGAGGUAGAACCGACACGGCUCUUGUUUACGUAAACAUCUCGGACGCGAACAACUUUUCACCCGUUUUCGAGAACGCCCCUUACUCUGUCUCGGUGUUCGAGGAUGCCCCCGUCGGCACCACGGUUCUGGUCGUCAGUGCAACCGAUUCCGACGUCGGAAAGAACGCUCAAGUCACUUACAGCUUGGACACCGACGGAGGGGACCCGGCAGCGUCCGAGUUCACCAUCAAUCCGCAAACAGGCGCGAUAACGACCACUCGGACGUUGGAUCGCGAACUUGUUCCCGCGUAUUUGUUAACGGUUACCGCGAGGGACGGAGGGAUCCCACCUCUCUCGGAUACGACGGACGUGGAGAUAUCCGUCACGGACGUAAACGACAACUCUCCGACCUUCGAGGCGCCACAGUAUCACGGUUCCAUUCCGGAGGACGUGCUCGUCGGCACCAGCGUCCUGAGAGUAUCCGCUACCGACGCGGAUACGGAUCUGAAUGGCAGGGUAAGAUACGCAUUGGAAGACGACGGCGACGCCGCGUUCGCCGUAGACUCGACCACGGGAAUCGUUCGAACGGCGAAGCCGCUCGACAGAGAAUCCGUGGCGAGGUACUCUCUAAAGGCGGUAGCCAUGGACAGGGGCUCUCCUUCUCUCUCUUCCGUGGUGCCUGUAAUCGUGAAGAUAGAGGAUGUGAACGAUUCGCCGCCAGCUUUCGAAAACGAUAAAAUCGUUCUCUAUAUAGCCGAGAAUUCACCGAUCGGCUCGACCGUCGGUGAAAUUUACGCCCACGAUCCGGACGAGGGACCGAACGCCGUCGUGCAGUACUCGGUGAUAGGAGGCGAGGACUCGAAUAGUUUCGCUCUGAAUGUCAGGCCGGGCGCGGAUCGAGCGGAACUGAUCACUCUCGAGGAAUUGGACUACGAAUCGCCGAAGAAAAAGUUCGAGUUAGUGGUGCGCGCGGCUUCGCCUCCGUUGCGAUCGGACGCUCUGGUUCAGAUUCUGGUGACAGACGUCAACGACAACGCGCCGGUGCUGAAAGAUUUUCAGAUCAUUUUCAACAACUUCAAAGACUUUUUCCCCGCUACGGCCAUCGGCAAGAUACCUGCCGUCGACGCGGACGUCACCGACAAGCUGACUUACACCAUCCUUGCCGGGAACAACGCGAAUUUAAUCGACCUGAACAGAACCACGGGAGAGAUCCGUCUGUCGCCGCAACUAAACACGAACGUGCCCCGCGUCGCGACCAUGGAGGUGUCCGUCACGGACGGCAUCAACGAGAUCAAGGCCACCAUGACUCUCUCCGUGCGACUAAUCACCGACAAAAUGCUUCUCAACUCGAUCACCGUCAGACUGGACGACAUGACCGCCGAAGCUUUCCUCAGUCCUCUGUUGGGAUACUUUCUGGAUGGUCUGGCGGCGAUCAUCCCGUGCCCGAGAGAGAACAUAUUUCUCUUCAGCAUACAGGAGGACGCGAACGUUCACGGGAAGAUCUUGAACGUGAGUUUCUCCGCGCGCAGAGUCGAGCCGGGAGUCACGGACGAGUUCUACAGUCCGCAAUUUCUGCAGGAGCGCGUGUACUUGAACAGAGGUAUACUAGCGAGGCUCGCGACGGUCACGGUGCUGCCGUUCGACGACAACCUCUGCGUCAGAGAGCCUUGCUUGAACUUCGAGGAAUGUCUGACCGUGCUAAAAUUUGGAAACGCCUCUGGAUUCGCCAGCAGCGACACCGUGCUCUUCAGACCGAUAUAUCCGGUGACGACGUUCGCUUGUAGGUGCGCGAGAGGCUUCACCGGCAGCAAGGAGUCGUAUUUGUGCGACACGGAGGUAAACUUGUGUUACUCGAAUCCUUGCAUGCACGGUGGCACCUGUUAUCGCAGGGAAGGCGGAUACGCCUGCGCGUGCAACCCCGACUACGCCGGAGACAAUUGCGAGAUCUCUUUGGAUCGAGACUCUUGCAAACCCGGGCUAUGCAAAGGAGGUUCCCAGUGCACCGUCAAGAUCACGGGCGGUUUCACUUGCGAAGGAUGCCCCGUCACGACUCUGGAAAGCGUGACACCGCUCUGCGAACUGAAAUCUCGCAGCUUCGGGCCCGCGACUUUCCUCACUUUCGCUUCCUUGAGACAGCGGCACAGGUUGCAUCUAAGGCUUCGGUUCGCAACCGAAGCGGCCAACGGUCUUCUCCUCUACAACGGUCGGUACAACGAGAAGCACGACUUUGUGGCCUUGGAAAUAAUCGAGUCGCGAGUGCAGUUCAGCUUUUCCCUCGGCGACGAGGUGACUCGAGCCAGCGCGAGCGUACCCGGCGGGGUCUCCGACGGCCAGUGGCACGAGGUGCAAGUUUUUUACAUAAACAGAACGGUGACGAUUUCUUUGGACGAUUGCGACGUCGCUCUGGCGUUGGAGCACGGCGAUAGACUCGGCAAGCGGUGGUCCUGCGCCGGCAGAAGCGAACAGGUGCUCGAGGAACGAUGCGACAUCGUCACCGAGACGUGCCAUCGAUUUUUGGAUCUAACGGGACCUCUGCAAGUCGGCGGUCUGCCCGCUAUACCAUCCAGCUUUCAGAUCAGGAACAAAGAUUUCGUUGGCUGUAUCGCCGAGUUGUUCGUCGAUCACGUGUUCGUGGACUUGAAUUCGUUCGUGGCCGACAACGGUACCAAUUCCGGCUGCCCCGAGAAGAGCUCGUUCUGCGCGUCCAACCCGUGCAAAAACAACGGUCGAUGCAGAGAAGUGUGGUCGGGAUUUGUUUGCGAUUGCGAGGAGAACUACGCGGGACCUACCUGCGCCGACCAAGUGGGAAAACCCUGGAACUUUCACGGCGACGGAAUGCUGAGUUUCAAUCCCCUUCUGAGGCCCAUCCAGCUGCCCUGGCUGACGGCCCUUAGCUUAAGAACGCGAGCCAAUCGAGCGUUCGUGAUGAGCGUGCAGAUAGGACAGAACAGUUCCGCGGUGUUCGAGAUUCGAGAGGGGAAGCUGAUCGGUCUGCUGGAUGGUUCGGACAUCGUUCGGACUUGGAACAACGUAGCGGACGGCGAGUGGCACAGGGUAGAGAUCGUCUGGCAGAGCGGGCAGGUCUCGUUGGACGUCGAUUAUCGCAACAGACCUCUGUCGUCACCGUUGCCGGCAAAGUUGCAAGGCCUUUACGUGGGCAGAAUUCUAGUCGGCAGACCGGAGCAGUUCACCAACACCGAGCUACCGUUCUUCGACGGGUGUCUGCAGGACAUCCGUAUCGGCACCAAUCAGACCAUGCUGCUGCGACCGACCGUCCAGGAGAACGUCGGUGUCGGGACCGGGUGCAGCUCCGAAGACGAGUGCGACGUCGACUGCCCCGAAGCCUCGAUAUGCGUGGCCAAAUGGAAGGCGAGCGAGUGCGUUUGCGCGCCCGGCCGAGUAGGCCGCGAUUGCGAGCGCGUUUGCUCGUUGAAUCCCUGCAACAACACGGGCACCUGUAUCGAGGACAUCGGUUCUCGCAGGGGAUACAGCUGCCGUUGCGAGUCUCCGGAGUACUCCGGUGACUAUUGCGAGAUCAAGGCGGAUCAACCUUGUCCCGCGACCUGGUGGGGGUCGCCUGUUUGCGGGCCUUGCCACUGCGACGAGACCAAAGGCUACGAUCCUGCCUGCAACAAGACGACCGGCGAAUGUUACUGCAAAGAGAAUCAUUAUCAGCCUUCCGGUAGAAAGGAGUGCAUCCCUUGCGAGUGUUACGCAACCGGAAGCUUCGGUCCGAAGUGCGACACCGAGACGGGCCAGUGCAGGUGUCGAGUCGGAGUGAUCGGUAGAUCUUGCACGGCGUGUCCGAAUCCUUACGCGGAAGUUACUCUUCGCGGCUGCGAGGUGGUGUACGACGGCUGCCCCAGGUCCUACGCGAUGGGCCUCUGGUGGCCCCGUACCAAAUUUGGAAUGACCGCCGUAGAGGAUUGUCCCGAAACGGCCGAGGGGAAGACAUCCAGAUCCUGCGACGACAAGCUAGGCGGAUGGCAGGAGCCCGAUCUCUUCAAUUGCACCUCGGAAGCUUUCAUCGAGCAGAGGCAUCAACUGGCGGCGUUGGAGACGAAAGAUUUGACGCUCAACACGUACGUGGCGGUGAAGAUAGCGAAGGACGUCCACAGGGCGGUGAAUCUGACCAAAGAAAUGUACGGCGCCGACUUGCUGAUCGCGGAGUCUUUGCUGGUCGCGUUGUUGAAGUACGAGGAGAGCUUGGUCGGGUUGAACUUGACUCACAGUCAGGACAAGGACUACGUCUCCCAUUUGGUUGGGAUCGCUGGCAGCGUUUCGAUGGCCAAGUACGCGGACAAAUGGUCGAGAAUCGAGACCCUCACCGGCGAUACUCCCGACAAGGUUCUGGACGCCAUGGCGAAUUACUUGAAGAUUCUGACCGCGUCUCAACACGAUACCUUUACCGAUCCGUUCGAGGUGGUCGACGUUAACGUUGUGUUAGGUUUGGACGUGGUGACUUCGGAGAGUUUAUUCGGUUACGAGAUGGACGAAUACAAGGAAGAUCCAACGGCUUCCACGUCUAGACCGGGCGAAGCGGAUCAAAGAGUCGUUAUACCCGAUACGUCGGCGUUUCUAUCGGCACCCACGCAUUUCGGGCCGUCGAUCGCCUUUCCCAAGUACAAUAAUUAUAUGCCGGAUCCGAGCAGAUUCGAUCCGUAUUCAAAGAUACGCGUACCCCUGAGCGUGUUGGGCAUCAAACCUUUGGCGCAAGGGGAAUUAAACGUUAAGAAAAGUUUGGUCAAUCGGAAGGCUGUGCUGAGUUACGUGCAAUACAAACAGUUGGGUGCCCUGUUACCUCGGAGAUUCGACGAUUCGGUGACGGUAAGAUGGGGCGUCGAAGUAGCUGUGGGAUCGCCAGUUGUGACCGUAUCCGUUUUGGUACCUUGCGAAAACGGUCACGAAUCGCUGACUGGAAUUCCUCUACAGUCACCGGUUCAAAUUAGUCUUUGGCUCAGCGAGAAAGACGAUCUGAAGACUAGAAUAAAUCCGCAGUGCGUGCAUUGGAGCACGGCUAGAGGGGUCGGCGAAUGGAGUCGAAUGGGUUGCACCACCGAGGUCGAGGACGAUUCGUUGUCCUAUGGCACGGUUGUAAACUGUUCUUGCUUACAGUUGUCCACUUUCGCGAUAUUAACGGACGUCCUCGACCUAGAGUACGUCCCGGAGCCGUCCCUUUUGGAAGACGUGACCAGUUACAGCGCGUUUAUGCUCGCUUUGCCUUUGUUGCUGUCCGCUUUGCUCAUUUUGUCCUUGAUACGCGGCGGUGGCACCAACUCCAACAGUAUUCACAAAAAUUUGGUAAUGUGCGUCUUCUUCGCCGAGGUGCUCUAUCUCAUCGCGCUCAAAGCCAGAAGUCCUCUAGUCUCGAACGAAUUUCCGUGCAAAUUGACGGCGAUCGGUUUACAUUACGCCUGGUUGAGCACGUUCUCGUGGACUCUGGUAGAUUCCAUUCACCUCUAUCGAAUGCUCACCGAACUGAGGGACGUGAACCAUGGACAGAUGAGAUUUUAUUACACGAUGGGAUACGCUGCUCCAGCUAUUAUCGUUGGACUGACGAUCGGCGUUAGAGCUGACCAAUACGGAAACUUCUAUUUUUGCUGGUUAUCGAUCUAUGAAACUGUGAUUUGGUCGCUGAUAGGACCAGUCUGCCUGGCAGUGUUCGUAAACUUUUGUAUUCUCGUAAUGUCCGUACGGGCGGCGUUCACGCUAAAGGAACACAUUCUGGGCUUCGGAAAUUUAAGGACGCUGCUCUGGUUGUCCGUAGCGUCGUUGCCUUUGCUUGGGUCCACUUGGACUCUAACGGUUCUCAACGCGUCCGAGAACUCUCCAACUUUGUCGUACUUGCUCAGCAUAGCGGUUGUCGUUCACGCGGCGUUCAGUUUGAUUGGUUAUUGCUUCGUCAAUGGCAGAGUACGUAGAAAUUUAUACUUGAGUUUGUUAAGAUGCAUCGGAAAGAAGACGCCUUUGUUGGAAGGAAGCAUGGGAAAUGGCAGCAGCAGUCAGAAUGUAAACGGUCACUCGCGGUCUGCGUUGGCCUAUUCCUCGACGUAUAGCGGAGCGGAAUCGGUGUGUCGAAGGGUUCACGUAGGGGUUUCGACGAGUAGUACAACUUCUCGAAGUACAAAUAAAACUGGGUCCAGUCCGUAUCGUAGCGACACUCAUUUAAGGCAUACGUCAACGUCCACGAGUAAUUAUAACAGCGACAGAGAUCCUUAUAUGUCGUCUAGAAGUCAUCGAUCGACCUUACACUCCAGACAAGAAGCAACGGAACCGCGAAAUCAACGCAGAGAUUCCGAAUCCGAUUCGGACGGGUCUCAAGCGGAAGGCGGCGGAAGGAGCUUAGACCUCGCGAGCUCCCACAGCUCGGACGAAGAAGACGUCGCGUCCAGGUCGCAUAGAAACAUGGGCGUCUCGACGCAACAACCCGUUCCGCACAGCUACUUGCCUAACAUUCACACCAAUCCAGCCGAACACUUGAACAUACUUUGCUCAAACACGGAACUCUUCCCAAAUAUUAAACCUAUCUACGCGCCUAGAUGGAGUUCCCAGCUACCGGAAGCGUACCUGUCAUCGAACGUAAUGGACGUCCGCGGAAGCCAAUGGUCGGGUGGUACGAUGUCCGAUAACGAAAUGGCCUCGAACAAGACUUCCAGUCCGAAUCCACUGCCUUACCCCGAAAUGAACUCGCCCCGAAAAAGUCAAGCGGAUGAAAAUUAUUCCGAAGGCGAGGAGAAGCUUCAUCAUCUAGGCGAAAAGUAUCUGUUUCCGUACACGGCCGAAGAGGAUCACACCGUCUCGCCUACGCCGUACAUCCUACCCAUGUCUUCCCGUAUUCUCGCGUCCAGCAUGAGUCAUCACUCGCAGAACUCGAAUCACGAAAACCUGAGCGGUUCCGAGAGGUAUGGAAGCUUGAAACGCGGACAGAGCUUGCACGGGUCGCAGCACGACAAUCUCAGCGGCUCGGAGAGGUACGGUAGCCUAAAACGAGGUAAAAUCACACCGACCGUGUUGGAAGACUCGCCAGAGUAUAUUCUACCGAUGAGCGGUCGAAUAUUGUCCAGCUCGUUGACCCACGAUUUACAACAUAGCAACGAAUUGGCCGCCCUCAGGCAACAGCAGCAGCAGCAGCAAUACGAGCAAACGAUUACGGAGACCGAGAAGGAUACUAACGCGGAAACGUCAGUGUGACGAGCUCCGUGCGACAAACAAACACCGUACAAAGUAAUAUAACGUACUAUUAGCUUAAAACUCAAAUGAUUACGUAUAUAUAUAUAUAUAUAUUUCUUGGAGUCAUUAUUGCUCCGAGGUAUAUUUUAAGAGCGGCCAUGACUGUACUUACGAAGUUAGCCAUAUCGAUUAGUAUGUUUGCGCGAGUGCCUGAUCGUAUCUCUAUAUACAUACGUAUGUUUGUCGAUAUUUUGUUUCGUGUGAUGUUUAGCUUCGGGCUCGGAAGCGAUUCUUCCGAUAUCUUCGUUCGUUAUCGCGAUCCGCGAUUGCGAUUAACAGCGCGAAAUCUCGGAAGACCACAGAUGAUCUCUAGUUCAUUCCAUCGUUCUUGUGAUUAAUAUCUCGCUCUCUCUCUUUUUCUUCGUUAUAUCAUCAUUUCUUGACAUAGUAUCGUGCAAUGUAUACAUUCCACUUCCAUCUUACUUUUAGGUUAUGACAUUUUUUUAAAGAAACUUUACAACAUUUUUAUACAUGCCAUGGAAGAACCGUACAACUGUAC
This is a messenger RNA of Hylaeus volcanicus, 10588 nucleotides long. RefSeq names its product protocadherin-like wing polarity protein stan (gene stan). Lineage: Eukaryota; Metazoa; Arthropoda; Insecta; Hymenoptera; Colletidae. Gene Ontology annotation, cellular component: plasma membrane. The record is from RefSeq and is a predicted model, not a curated record. Gene Ontology annotation, molecular function: G protein-coupled receptor activity; calcium ion binding. The coding region runs from base 538 to 10050 and encodes 3170 amino acids. The transcript is spliced from 14 exons. Gene Ontology annotation, biological process: homophilic cell-cell adhesion; cell surface receptor signaling pathway; G protein-coupled receptor signaling pathway.